AUGACAAGAGACCUUUUUCGUAACAUGUUGGGUCUAGUUGGUGAGUAAGUAAGUAACUUAUUGAUUUUCUAAGCAGAUUUAUAACAAUUGGGAAAAAAACUAGUAGGAAAUGCGGGAAGUUUACUGCAUUUAUAGUUUCAUUAUUUUCGAUUUUAUUAUACUGCUGUAAAUCGAUUAAUAAUUAUUGUAGAAAGUUAAAAUGUCAAAGAAAACUUUUUUCGAGACGUGGUGAAACAUUUUAUAAAUAUCCUGGCAAUGUGUUUAAUGUUUAUUUAGUAGGUGUUAUAUGGAUAAAAUUGUUGGAUCAUGGAUUGACGCGGCCAUUCAGUCCGGAAAAUAGUGAUGUAAAUCAGGCAACCGGCCCGAGUCUCUUACUGGGCGAUUGCUCUGCCAUUGAGCAACAUGAUACCCGAUUUCUAACACUAUUUCCACUAGACUUGAACGGUCUAAUGUUUCAGGUUUGGGCUUUUGAUGAAGUGACCGUAUGUACAGUUGAGAGGUCAAUGUGA
Molecule: messenger RNA, 509 nt
Organism: Cinara cedri
Lineage: Eukaryota; Metazoa; Arthropoda; Insecta; Hemiptera; Aphididae
Source: the annotation of a GenBank genome assembly